Aegilops tauschii subsp. strangulata is the source of this 468-nucleotide messenger RNA. The record is from RefSeq and is a predicted model, not a curated record. NCBI's taxonomy places the organism in Eukaryota, Viridiplantae, Streptophyta, Magnoliopsida, Poales, Poaceae.
AUGCGUGAUCAGGUCGGCAUCGACCUGGAUGGCUUCCCACUCGACCACGAGUUUCCGGAGGACUACGGGCAAGAGGAAGAGGACGAGUGCGACAUCGAAGGGGAGACUUUGUUCGAGGACGAGCUCGCCAACCAAGCCGCCGGGACGAAGCCGAAGCGCAAGAGCAAGCGGACCAAGGCAUACACGGCGGCCGAGGACAAGCUUCUUUGCGAGUGUUGGAGAGACAUUGGGCAAGACCCCAAGACGGGCACCGAACAAAAGCAUUCAACUUUUUCGAUUCGUGUCCACCGCGAGUUCCAUGAGCGCAAGAAGUUCCCGUCGUACCAAAUAGUAAGCACGCGCGGGUGGAUGUCCGUUUCGAAGCGAUGGAGGGUGAUCCAACAAGAGUGCAACAAGUUAUGUGCCACUCUUGAGAGCGUCAAGGCCCGCCCCAUGAGCGGCAUCGGCAUGCAAGACAUGGUAUGCUAG